This is a messenger RNA of Musa acuminata subsp. malaccensis (wild Malaysian banana), 577 nucleotides long. RefSeq lists its product as uncharacterized. Gene Ontology annotation, cellular component: delta DNA polymerase complex. Gene Ontology annotation, biological process: DNA synthesis involved in DNA repair; DNA-templated DNA replication. Lineage: Eukaryota; Viridiplantae; Streptophyta; Magnoliopsida; Zingiberales; Musaceae. The record is from RefSeq and is a predicted model, not a curated record. Gene Ontology annotation, molecular function: DNA-directed DNA polymerase activity.
AGCCAUCUUCCAUCCCCGUCGUCUAGAGAGAGCGGGAGAGAUGGCGUCGGUCGGCAUGGGAGGCUUCUAUCGCCAGAAGAAGAGAGGAGGAAUCGCCAAGCCCACCCUCAAGCGGAGUAGCACCGGCAAGUCCGCCGCCAUCGCCUUGUCCUUCACCGAUCCGGACCAAAGCCCCGUCCUCGGGGCUAUUGCGGAGCACGGGAAGACAGCGUCGGCGGUGGCAUUCGAGGAGGAGAGGCUGCGGCAGUUCGAUCUGGACAUGAGGUAUGGCCCCUGCCUGGGACUCAGCCGGAUGGAGCGGUGGGACCGGGCGGCCGCCAUGGGGCUGAACCCGCCGGGUGAUGUGGAAGCCAUCCUUCUGAAGUCGUCCGCCGCCGCUGCCGAUUGCCACUGGGAGGGACGAAUCUAAUAAUUAACGAGCAAGUAAAAGAGAAAAACCCUCUUUCAAGAAGAGAAGCAUGUUGUGAAGAACAAGUUUGGUACCCCUUGUGGUGAUACAGCCACUGGCUGUACUUCCUGUAGCUAUCUUUCAAAUGCAAUGAAGACUAUGAAUGGAAGUGAAGACUAUAUUUAUGCA